CGAAUGGAGUAUCGGAGGAGGGGGUAUGUUUAAAAUUAGAUAUAAUAUCAUGCCAAGAGAUAAAGAAUUUGAAAAAAUAUUACAAGAAGCGGAAGACCCUAAGAAUAUCGGUCAAGGCUCGCAGGCUUUACCUCGCAAUGCUACUUCUUUACAAAAGGCUAAAUAUAAACUUUGCCGGCAACUACUUUCUUAUCAAAUAAAAAACAAGUUAACCGACCCAGAAAUGAGAAAAAAAACCAACUUGUCCCAAACUGAAUUAGAAGACAUUUUAUUCUAUCGCCUUGGAAAAGUAAACUCCGAAGUUUUAAUCGAAACAGUUAGCCGUGUAUUUGCUCCUUGUGAAAUAGAAAUUAUUGUUAAAGAAAGUAAAAAUCUACAUGCCCGAGCUGUUUAA
This is a messenger RNA of Funneliformis geosporum, 394 nucleotides long. NCBI's taxonomy places the organism in Eukaryota, Fungi, Glomeromycota, Glomeromycetes, Glomerales, Glomeraceae. The record is from the annotation of a GenBank genome assembly.